This is a messenger RNA of Tuber aestivum (summer truffle), 389 nucleotides long. The record is from the annotation of a GenBank genome assembly. NCBI's taxonomy places the organism in Eukaryota, Fungi, Ascomycota, Pezizomycetes, Pezizales, Tuberaceae.
AUGCGACCAACAAACCUCCUCCAUCGCGCAAUUCGUCGCCUCCAGCUAACCACGAAGCAAGUGAACGGCGGCUAUUACAAGGGCACGCGCUCAGGGGCAAUGGGCCGACACACCAAGCACGGGCAGUUCGUUAUCGACUGGGAUAAAGUUAGGACUUAUGUUGUUCCUGACUUGAAGGGUUUUCUGGCUUGUUCUUCCCUUCCUUCCUUCCUUCCUUCCUUCCGGGCGGAUGCAGCCAGGGCUAACUUUUUGAGGGGGGGACGGGUCGUGGUUAGUUGACGCCAUUCGUUACUAAAAAGAUGGAGCCUACACGUGGGGAGUUUCCGGGGAGUAGUCCGCUGGAUGGGAAGGCUUAUUUGGAGAAUUGGAAGAGAGUCAAUGGGGAGGAU